This is a messenger RNA of Acanthoscelides obtectus, 10560 nucleotides long. NCBI's taxonomy places the organism in Eukaryota, Metazoa, Arthropoda, Insecta, Coleoptera, Chrysomelidae. The record is from the annotation of a GenBank genome assembly.
CUCCCCACUAUUUAUCUUUGUUUAUUUGUUAGCUUUCCUUGGUGUUUAUUUGUGGGAGGGUGUACGUAGCUGAUUUCACAAUAUUGUAAUAUUUUUGUAGAUAUUUCCCCUAAUUUCCACCAAAAUAUCGUAAAUAUAGGCUCGUACGCACCCUCCGACGUCAGUUUAUCGUGCAACGUAAUAAUUUUCCCUACUAUUCCAUCGCUAAUGUUCAAGUGAAAUGCUACCAGUGGAUCAAUAGCGCAUAUAAAAGUAAAAUUACUCAUUCCUUUUCUUGCUCAAUAGUGAUAUAGUGAUCCUGUAUUAUAUGCUACAAGGUGUUAGAAUAAUGAAUCCCAAUAAUCAUAACCCACCACGUAGAAACUCUAUUAGCUUUAAUAGGCACGGGAACAACCAUUCUAAUCGCUCCAAUCACCAUAAUAAUCACCAAAGGUGGUCUGGGAGGUACCCCAAGGAGUAUAACAGGGAAUAUGACAACGGAUUUGGUAGAGGGGAGUGCUCAGUGUCAAGUACAAGCCCUAAGGAACAAAACUAUCUCCAUGGUUACCCAAAAAGCUCACAAUUGAGUCCAGCACUUAGAAACAUCUAUGGCAACGAGGCAUCUGGUCACCCAGGAGAUCACCGUCGUUUGCUGUCAAUAAGUGGUGGGGGAGGCUUAGAUAGAAGAGGGGGUGGCCACGCCCAGUCUACGGGGGGUGGUAGACAUAUUUCUCCGCCCCUAUGUUUGGAAUCCAUGGGCGCCGUAGGGGGUCCACCCAUACAGGUUGACUUUCAGCCUAGAGGAAGACACGGUAGAGAUCAUCAUCGCGUGAGCCCAAUCCACCACCUCAGUAACAACAGUGGCCAAUCAGCGUCCCUUUCGAUGUCUGUGGGCGGUCCUUCGCAGCAGAUGCACUCUCCCCCCUCCUUCUAUCGUCAGCAGAGCGGCGGGGAGGAUGGCGUGAAGAGUGAAUCGCCGUCGAGGAAGCGGCGCCGCCUAUCCCGAGGGGCGGGGCUAGCAGGCAGUCCCGCGAUUGGAUUAGCUCUGCACGUGGAUCUGGGCGGACAGGCGAACGGGGGCUCGCCGUCGCCGCCCCAGCAUAUGCAGCAGCCGAGGAGGUCGCCGAGGCAGCAUUUGGGGCAUCAGGGACAGCAGAGGCAGCAGAUGCAGGGCAGCCCACCAUUGAGACGUCAACGUUAUAGAGAUAGAAAUGAUUUUGCUCAUUUUCCAACGUUCAUCCCAAGUCCGCCGCCCGUACCGCAUCAGUCGGCUGUAAUUAUGGACAUUAACCAGGUACCGUCAGCGAUCCCGAUGAGUCGUCCUGAAGCUGCAGCGGCCGCAGCAGCCGCCGCAGCUGCCGCGGUGUGGUCCUACCCCGGGGCACCACCGCCGCCUCACGCAACGCAUCAUCACCCGCCUCCUGGCGGUCCUCAAACAGCCCCACCGCCUCAUCACGCGCAUGCACAUCAUGCACCGCCGCCCAUUUCGCUGUGCGCCGCCCCUCCAGGUGCACCGCCGCACGUGCACACCUGCCACCACGUGCACAACGUGUACGCUGUCGCCGCCGCAGCCGCCGCCGCUCAGCACCAUCAGCAGCUGGCAGCUGCCGCGGCUGCUGCAGCGGCCGCGCAUCCGCAGACGUUUGCGGCGGGCGGGUUCGGAGCAGCGUUCCAAUGCACGGCGGCUGCCGCGCUGGCCGCCCAAGGGCAGCAUCAUUAUGUCGCGGCGGCUGCUGCCGCAGCAGCUGCGCACCAUCAUAUGUCGCAGCGUACGAACGGUGGCGACACGCUGGAACUCGAACUCCUUGCCAACGGUGAUCUCCCAUCAAACAACGGUCCGCCUCCACGUCACUCGACCGCCUCCAACGGCAGUAACAGCAAUGGUAACGGCCUCCUGCAUCACCAUCACCACCACCACCACCACCACCACGCGGCUGCGGCGGCCGCGGCUGCUCAGCUGCUGUUCAACGACAGGCAGGCGGCGCAUCACGCGGCAGCAGCCGCGCAUGCGGCUCAACAUGCCGCGCAACAGCCACCGAUUGAGUUACUGCAUGCCGCGCGGGCCAGACGUCACCAACCGGGCGGCCAGCGUUUACCGCCCCACCACCACGCCAGAUGGCACCACCAGAGCGGCCCGCCUCCACCUCCGCCCCCUAUAGUGACUGCCCCAGCGCAAUACUCAGGCUUCCUACUGCAUUUCCUCGCAAUGUUCUCAAAUCCGCCUCUGUCGCCGUUCGGCCAUCAGACUGAUUUGUCUGCCGCCGGUUCGGAUGGUGGCGUAUCCGCAGCGGAGUCCACGGAGAAUUACGAAGCUUUGCUGAGGUUGGCUGAGAGGUUAGGGGAGGCUAAGCCGAGAGGAUUGGGUCGUACGGAGAUCGAUCAAUUGGCGUCGUAUCGUUUCGACGAGGAGACGCACAGAGGCGAUCAGACCAGCUGCGUGGUGUGCAUGUGCGACUUCGAAGCUGGUAACAUGCUCAGGGUUCUGCCUUGCGCUCACGAGUUCCAUGCCAGGUGCAUCGACAAAUGGCUCAGGUCGAACAGAACCUGCCCCAUAUGCCGCGGCAAUGCCUCAGACUACUUCAGCAACAGCGACUAAGACAGGUAGGAUAAUAAUAAUCAUCAUGAUCAUCAUCAAUGGGACUUCUGUCAUCUGUCGAAUCUCCCCCCUACCCUUACUACUCCCUCAACUUCCUAUGUAUCAAAGCGCCGCCUUAAAAGGGUGCCAUCCGUUGCCAGUACUAGAGAGAUAUUUCAAUGUAUCUAUAUGUAUAUGUAAAACUUCACUGUCACGUAGAUCUAUAUAUCUAUCUAUAUGUAUAUAAUAUAUAAUUUUACACGUCAAGAGGGUUGUCGUUGAGAAAGCGGUACUUUGUGACUUGAUUUUUAUCUAUAUGUUAUAAGCGAUUUGAAUAUGUGGUUAAGCAUGGUGUACGUACUGUACAAAAAUUCCAGGACGUGUCAUUUUUAAAACCUUAAAUGACAACAAAAUGUUCACGAAUUAGAAAUCGUGAUAAACAUUACGAUACAAGAUAUGGUUAAAAUUUACAACUGCGGCAACUUCGAAAUCAUUAUUGCUUUUUAUCAAUAUCAUUUUCACUACAUGUAAUGUAUAACUAGUGUUUCUAACCCUUAAGUUUUCAGUUCCUAUGUGUUAUAGAUUCAUAGCUAGGAUGAGUUACAGUUAGACGUAUUUUUCGACGGCAACACUUUGUAUAUUAUACCCAGGAUUUGAAAACUAUUUCACCAGUUAUAUAUUUGCCUCUUUGUAAUCAAUUUCGUUUUGUUUUUUAACGAUUUAUGCAAGGUCAGGAAUUAACAUCAUACGAUUAUUAGGAAUCCAUAUGUUGCUUAAUUUUUUAAUUAAUUUUGUAUUAUACUUGAAAUGAUUUUGUUUUUGAUUCCAGCAUGGAAAGAGAUAUAUAUCCACAUAAUUUUAUACCAGCUUAUAUUCGUUUCAACAAAAAUUAUUCAAUAAAUGAUGGAAAUAACAGCUUAAAUAUUUUAUCACAAAGAAACACCAUGGAAAAAUACAGUGCCAAACAUUUUGUACUAUAUAUUACCGAACUAUAUCUUCGAAAUAUUUCAACGAAUUCAAUGAUCAAAAUCGUGAAACAUAUUUUAGCUGUUGCAAAAGUCAUUUAAGUGAUUUGGUACAAAUUUUUUAGGUGAAAUUAUCUGCGAAUGUUAAUGACACAGAAAAAUGGUUUAUUGCAAAUUUGUAUAUUAUAUACAAAUGAUUAUCAUAUUGGAGUUAAUUUUAAAAAUGUUAUAUAAAUCUGAAAAUACGUACUUUAUUCAGAAAUUUACAUUCCAGGGUAUACCUUGAACAUUCAUAAAGUAACUGGGUGUAUCGUAAUAAUAUUCUAUAUAAUAUACAUAUAUGUAUUGAAUAAUGAUUGGAAUAGUUGAAAUAGUUAAAAGUGCACAAAAAAUUGAAGCACUAACUUUUGAAUGUUGUUUCUGUAAAAUACAUCACAGAAAUUAUCUACGAAAUUAUUUUUCAGUCAAUUUAUCAGGUUUUUUGCGAAUAUCAACUAUUUCUACUGAACUUCAAUGUAAAAAUCUUAGAGAUAACUAGUGAAAUCGCUUUCUCUAAGCAAAUUACAUUCAAAGUUCAUUAUGAUGAGGUUAUCAAACAAGCUGUUGCCACUUUUUUCUUAACAUUUUCAAAAAUUGCUUAGCUACUUCUUUAGGUUUAAGCAUUGAAUAAUGAAUACCUGAACACAGCCAAUCAAUUGUAUUUUGGCUCCAAAAAGGAUUGGAAAUUCGCUAGCGCCAUCUGUGAAACAGUAGCAGAAAACAAAAAUGCAUUUAGAAGUCUAGACAACAUUUGUUUCACCAAAUUCAUUUUUAUUCGUCAACAUAAUCACCUUCAAGUGCAAUACAUUAAUUCCAACGCUUUUCUAACUUGUCGAUACCAUGCUUGUAGAAUGAUUUGGCGUUGCCUCAAAAUAAGCUUUAGUUGCAGUGAUUACUUCCUCAUUGGACCUAUAUCUUUUCCCUGAAGCAUUCUUUUGAGAUCAGCGAAGUCAUUAGUUGCUAGAUCUAGAGAGUAUGGUGGAUGGGGUUGCAGAUUGAAGCACCACUGGUUUAAUUUGAUAAUUGUUUUCUUUGGCUUGUAGCACAGUGUGUCUUAAUGAAAGAUGGUUUGUUUCUUCAUGUGUGGUCGUUGCGUCUGGGUUGCGUUUUCGGACUCUUAGGGCGGCUUUUACCGGCUGCACUCAGUCACUCAGCUGAUUACGAUCCUGGAGUAAAACGUUGGGCCAAUGUUUCGUGCAAUUUCACAUACUGACGCAGGAAAUCCUGUUUAUUACGAGUAAACAGUGACAAACAACUCUGAAUCGUCGACUUGUCGUUGCCUUUUUCCGUUGUGAGAAAAUGCGGCACCCAUUUUGAAAAGACCGUUUUUGUCUCCAAUUUUUCGUGAAUAAAUCUACGCACUUACAUUUGAUAUGUUCACCAUCUCGGCUGUCUCACGAGCGUUACGUUACUGCUUCAUUUGGCCUGCCCGAGCGUUCCGAUCCAUUGUAUCAUUCCGGCCGCGUUUGCAAUCAAGAUACCACCGGCAAAUCGUUGUUUUCGCCGCAUUUUUCAAGCCAGAUUGCAAUAAUUUACCAACACCUGAAAUUCAUUUUUUUUUCAUUUUCAACACAUACAAAAGUAGCAUCACUUUCACCACAGAAGCUUUGCCGUUGAUGAUCAGAUUGACGUACAAAUUAAACAAGUGUCAUUUCAAGGAUCGUUCUUUAAAAAAACGAAGUGGAUUCGUUAUUGCCAGCCCCAUCUGUAGGUUAGUCUUGAGACUUAUUGAAUGAUGUGUUACUUUAAUUGGGUAUCUUCAGGCAUCGAUUAGCGUAUUCCACCUGAAUAUACGGAUUAGAGAGGCCAAAAAUGCUAUCUACGAUACAGUAGCAGAACUAUACUUUAAUUCAAAGUAGAUUUCUAAAUUAAUUUUUGUGUUUUGCUAAUGUCUUUUACUCGGCGCUAGUAGUAGUAUACACAGAAACCCGUAAUCUGUACGCGAGAAGCGUGCAAUACGUAUGCUAGAAAGAGAUAAAAGCACCACGUUGCCUAGCAACCCGAGACGAGGUCGCUUCUCGCUCGUACACGUUACCUGGUCAGUGAUAUUUGGAUUUCUCUGUAUAUGAUUAGCAUCUUCAGGUCGACAUUAAUUAUUGGUUUAAAUAUGGUCAUAUUUCAACAUUUAAUCCUUCAAGUAGCUUUCAGAGGUAGUGAAUAUAUUCAUUGUUUAUUUCGAUAUAACAUAAACAAUUAUUACGAAAUACCCUGUACCUAAAAACGAAGUCCUAUCUAGCCAAAAGCUUAUGAUCACAAAAAUAUAAAAAUGUUUAUGUAACCUUAUGCGUGUCUGUAAGUAUAUAUGUUUGCAUGUGCGAGUUUGUCUGUGUACCAUGUACACUGUUUCCAAUAUUUGUUACUAAUUUCUUUUUUGUUAUUAAUAAUUAUUAAAUAAGACGUAUUAUGUUGUUAAGUAUCUUCGUUGCUUCCUUAUCCCUUAUACUAAAGCAGCAUUUGAGUGUUUUCUGUAUUGAAUUUCCUUGGGGAAGUCAUAAUUCUUAUUUUCCAAGUUUUUUAAGUUUAUCGAAAAAAUCUAUGAGCGUAUUUGAGAUCAAAAUGAAAGCAACAAACCUGACUAAUUUUGAGGUACUGUGAAAAUUAAGAGAGAUUGCAGGUAUGUGCUUUUCAUGGUCUCAAAUGUGUACAGAGAUGUGUGCUCCACUUUUAAUUAAUAUUGUGUGAGUAACCAAAAAAAGAAUCCUAGUUAUAUUUUUGAUUAAUUCGUGCAUUUUCACACCCUUAGUUUUGUUGCCUAGUUUAAAAUUUGUCGCUAUUCAUAUUUUUGUUUAAGAUGCUGCACGUUUAUCCAGUCGGUAGGCAUAGCCCUGCAGAAAAAAAUACAGAGGAAUGUGUUUCUCAAUAAAUCAUUUAGAAUUCAGACUAUACAGCCUUUUUUCUAGCCGAUCAACUUUAAUAUUGCUCUUUAACGUAGGAAAUCUCGGGUCAGUACAAGUGUUUCAAUUUUUAUUACAUUUAUAGGAUUUUUACCUACUGAUUGGAUAAGGUAUCAAUUCCUACAAAUUCAAGUACAAUAAUUUGUUUUUCAUUUUAGUAUGUACAGCUUACGAACUAUUUUUCAAAAAAAAAGAAACGUAAUCUACAUGCAAUAACACACAAAGUGCAAUUAUAUACACUUUUAUUGAAUUUUGGUUUUGUUUUUACUUUAGUCUGAUUUGUUUUUAUAUUUGAAUCGAGUGCUGUCUAUAAAUCUCGGAGCACUACAGAAAUUUUCUACAUACGCCGUUCUUGUCAUGUGAAAAUCGCUUUCAAUGUGUCCAGUUUGAUGAUUAGCAAGUAAAUUCAUAGUCCGGUGUUUAUAGAUACCAAAGGCGAAACAUAUCGAGACCUAUUGGAAAUUUUGUAUAGCAUCCAGCAGCUUGAUUGAUUUAUGAUAAUCCCAAAAGUAGGCUCUUAUUUAAAAAAAAAUGCAAACCAAACCAAAUGAAUGGUUUUUGUUACAAAUAGGAUACCUCACUUAUGGGAUAUUUUUCAUAUUUUUAGUUUUCUUCGAAAACAAUUCCUACGAAAUUUUCAUAAUGGUUGUCUAUAUUUUCGCUGUUGUCAAGGAAACGUCUAAAAGCGUGUUAACAUUAAAAUAAGCAAAAUUAGAUUAUUUGGUGUAUUUCAUGUAGCAAGGAGUAUCAGUCAUUAGAUGCAGACCUCACUACAAAGCGAACAAUAUACCUCGGUUAACGAAGUUUUUAUUGGGAAAAUGUAGUUGAUGUUAAAAACUCGAUACCUUUCUUAUGGUAGAGACUCCAUAGACCAAGCUCUAUAUUUGCACUAGCUUUUAAACCAUAUGUUCUCAAACAAUAGGGAAUAUGCACGUGAUUCAAAAAUAGGUAACUUUUUUAUGUACAGUCUAUAUUGCAACAGAAUGACACGUUGAACCUCUUUUUAUACUUGACCGCUAUAAAAUUAGUAUUAAUAAAAAAAUGGAAAAACGCAGUAAAUUUCAAAUAUCGAAACGCAACGAUAUUGGCGUGACGUCACCAUUUGUGACUUGUGACUAGUCAACCCGCUGCUGAUUGGUCAGUCCGAUUCAAAAUGGUGGGUACGAUCUUUGUAUUAAAGCCUGUAGUGAUGGCAUUAAUGAACGGGAUAAAACUUGCCAGAUUCAGAACUGUUUAUGCCAAACAUAGUAAAAAAAAACCGAUUCAUCUUGUUUCAUUCCUAGGUGACUUGAAAUAUAGUUAUUAUUACUAACAGCAAUUAUGCUUGUAGCGUUUUUUCUUGUGCGAACGUGAUAAAAGCGUUGUUAUGAAGUAUGAAUCUCUAGGGUACAAAAGUCACAUCAAAAUACGACUCUGUCUACAAAUCUAGCAUUGACAGAUCCGUCAGAAUUGUUAUCAAUAUGGGGUAUUUUGAAAUGUUAUUAGAUAUCGGCUGUUAUUUGCUCUGACGUCUGACGUAAUACAUACUCGUGAAAAAGACUCAAGACUUUCUGGGUGCAGUCAACAAUGACUGAAAGUGGUUUUCAAAAGGCACAGUCGGAAAAAAGAUACAUAAUUCUUCUAAUCUAAUGUAACUAACUAAUAUUUGGGAAAAAUGGAAGUUUUGUGUUCUGUACCUACACUAAAAUGAUGUUCACAACAAUGUGAAUUUCUUUUUGGAAAUAUGUUGUCCUUUUUCGUAAUUUUAGAGCACUUUCAGCUUAGCUAGCAUCUCGAGGAAUAUGAAAAGAUAUCAGGUGGUUUCCGUAUCGUAUCUUUGCACAUAGAUACAAUUCAGUACUCAUAAGCUUUGGUUUUCUGUUCUUCCGCCAUGCUUUUCUUAUUAAAACUGGAGGAUAUAAAAUAGAAACUUUGUAAAAUCGACAACAAAUUAACCAAAAAGACACUCAAAUGACAUGUCGAGGGUUAUGACGUCACUGCUAAGCGCGCCAAAAAUGCGGCAUUUUAACUUCUUUGGCAUUUCAUUUAAUUUAAAAUAGGUAGACAUUUUUAUGAACGAAACGUGUGUUUACGAUAUUAUAUUAACGUAAAUAAUCGACAGAAAAUACAAAAAUUCAAGCAUAUUCCCUAUUAUCUCUUUCAAGUGCAUAGAAAUUUUUCUAUCGAACCUCAAUCGUAUAGCUACAAAAAAUAUUCAGACUUGCUAGGUCGAUACAAAAGCCAAACUAUUGAAUCUAAAUCUAUGUAUACAAAACUAAUCGUUUCUGUCAUGACGAUUGCAUAAUAUGAAAAAACUUCUUGUCUUGUAAUAGGUGUGCCUUUGAUAAAAUAUAUUGUACAAUUUUGUAGUUAUCAUUUGCGAAUGAUCCUAUUAAGAGUGGUGAAUAUAAAAAAAUAUGAUGCAUCCUAUGAUCUUUUUUAUUUUUAAUUUAGAAGUAAUAAAUAAAAAAUAAUAAAAUUGUAGGUCAGCUAUUUCUAUUAAAAACAUAAGCUCAUUAAAAAUGUGACAUUGCUGUAACCAUCUUCGAACAGCUAAAGGUUUUUGGACGACACAGACCCACAAAAGUUGAAAAAAUUAUUGUAUUGUUUUGUAUAUUGUCACACAGAUUUAUAGAAGGCUUGUGUUUUCAUAGGAGGUGCUGAACCUCCAAUAAUAUUUUAUCUUGAUACAAUUUGCAAUUGAUAAUUUUGCAAUUUUCUAUGAUUUUAUCAACAAAAUUCUGAAAUUCUACCUCGUUUUACAUGUGAAAUACAAGAGUUAUAUAUGAAGCAGUGCCAUAAUAAUUUUCUUAUUAACUUACAAAUGCGGUUCAAGGGUCCUAUCCAUUUUAUUUUCUAGAAUAGGCCCUAGUAAAUUUCUUUAAUACUCGUAGUUAUGUUUGAUAAAUUCUGGCACCAAAUUUUUAGUAUAGUUCAUCAAAAUUUUUGAGUUUGGAGUAAGGUUAUGUGAAUUGUUCUGUACUAGAUAUAAGUUAACAUCUUAUAAGUUUCUAUUAUUUUAAUAUAAUUUACACCUACCUCUUAAUUUUUUAGCCUUUUUUGUAGAGGGGUGCAAUGUUGGUUGGAAUAAACAUAUCUCACUUUGAAGUGCAAUAGCGCUUUUCGUCAUUUGAAAAAAAAAACAAAUAUAGCAAUAUAUGUGUUUGUGUGUGUGAAAAUACAAGCGUUUUCGCACUAUCUAGCUAUUCCUGAUAUAAUCAAACUUACAAAGUGUAUUUUUGUGAAUGUGAACACUUAGAGAGCGUUGGUUUGUGCUACCGACUUGUAGUAAGUUGAGGUCUUUAUCUUAUUUGCUUGAAAAAUCGAUCAAGUCUCAAGCUUUACCGCCGAUUCUUCUGCUCUUAUCUACCAGCGACAUAAUGGAACCAUUAGAUUACAUUUACAUACAAUUUUUAUUUUUUUCAUUGCCAUAGAAAGGCACCUUCAUUUUUAUAUAGUUUUUAAAUUGUGAAUUCAAUAUUUUUUUGUAAAGUGCUCCAGAGAUUUAAAGAUAUGCAAUAUAAAUAUAGACUCAAGAUUCACUGUUGUUUUUAAACGUUUCGUAGUGCGAAUCAAAAGUUGGAGGAGGAGGGUAGUCUUGGCUGACUAGCAAAUGUUUAUUUUCAUUAUCAGGACAUACUACAAAGUAUGUUGAGUGUCAAUUAAAGUCAUUACGAUAACAAUAAAAAAACUACUGACAACGUGAAGUCCUCUUUCAGGACGAGCAAUACAAAAUUAUUAUGGUUUUCCUCCGUUUUCUUUACGUUGUAAGUAGUUUUUCAUUUAUAUUGUAAUGGCUUUAAUUGAAAUUCACUAUUGUUUGUGAUAUGUCCUGAUCAAGAAAAUAAAUAUUUUCGAAAGCUUGGCUUGAACAAAGAAUCACCUUUCUGGCCUGACUUCGUUUUGCAGUUGACUGCUUCCCCGAGAAUUUGUAUUUUUCAAAAAAGUUGUAUACAGGAUGCUAUUCAAAAAGUGGAAAUGCAGAUCAAAGCUCUCUUCUAUAGAUACCUAAGUGAUACUUUGCUUUUAGCGGAUUUACCGAAUUCUAAUAUUUAUUACCAAACUGUAUAAUGAUAGAGGCUUCCUAGUGCUACGCCAUUAUUUCAAUAAACUUAUUCUAUAAUGUAUA